AAAAGGACAUUAAAUGGCAUAUGAAUAAGGGGGAGAGAAUAGAAUAGAACCCGAAUGAUAACCACGUGUUCUAUUAUAACAGAUAUUUGGAAUUUUAAUUGCACAAAACCAGUUUAAUGAUAAAAGCUGCUUUGUUAUGAUAUUAAAGAAAAAUAAAAUGGGAGCUCUUGUAUCUUAUGUAUUAUCUUUAUAUUAUGGGAAAAAUGUACAGUUACAGUUUCCCCAUGCUUUUGGUUUAAAGUAUCCUCCUGUUUUGCAUCAAACAAUUACAGAAGAAAGCAUAAAAAAAUUUAAUGAAGUUUUUGUUAUUGGUGAUGUGCAUGGUUGUUAUGAUGAGAUGAUGGAACUGCUUCAAAAUGCAAAUGCACUACAUGACAGUACAUUAAAAAUUUUUGUUGGCGAUAUAGUAAAUAAAGGUCCAAAGAAUCUUGAAGUGUUAACAACUCUUCGAACUAUGACUUCUUCACUAAUUGUUCGUGGAAAUCAUGAUGAGGUAGUAUUACGAGAAUAUAACAAAUUAAAUGAUCCGUCCUACAUAAUUCCACCACAUAAUUUGUGGAUAAAAGAUAUCCCAAAAAUAGACAUUGACUUCUUAAAUAAUUUACCUUAUACUUUAUCUAUACCAAGUUUGAAUGUUAUCAUUGUUCAUGCUGGAUUAGUUCCUAAUCUUCCUCUUCAUUGUCAUCAUCCUAAAGACCUUGUUACUAUGAGAAAUCUUAAACUUGGUGAUUAUUAUGGCAGUAAAUUAAAACCAACGUCAAAAAAUACAGGUGAGCCAUGGGCAUCAUUAUGGACUGGACCAGAACAUGUAUACUUUGGACAUGAUGCUAAAAGAAAGUUGCAACAAUUUCCACAUGCUACAGGAAUAGACACAGGUUGUGUAUAUGGCAAUCAUUUAACAGGUAUAUUUAUUAGUGGUGCAAGAUGUGGAACAUUAUUAUCUGUUAAAGCUAAAAAAGUUUAUGAAGCGCCUUCUGGAAAAUGAUGUCGGAUUUAAAAAAUAUUUGUGAUUACUUACUAAUUAUUAUUUCUUCACUUUAUA
Messenger RNA from Centruroides sculpturatus (bark scorpion), 1042 nucleotides. RefSeq names its product bis(5'-nucleosyl)-tetraphosphatase PrpE [asymmetrical]-like. Gene Ontology annotation, biological process: polyphosphate catabolic process. Gene Ontology annotation, cellular component: cytoplasm. The record is from RefSeq and is a predicted model, not a curated record. Gene Ontology annotation, molecular function: phosphatase activity; endopolyphosphatase activity. NCBI's taxonomy places the organism in Eukaryota, Metazoa, Arthropoda, Arachnida, Scorpiones, Buthidae. The transcript is spliced from 2 exons. The coding region runs from base 137 to 985 and encodes 282 amino acids.